AUGUCUAAUGCUACCCCUGUCUCUGCCUGCGCGCGUGCAUGCGUGCGUGGAGUGCACGCCCCGCAUGACGUGUACACUGGGCGUGCGCGCGCACUCGGACUCCGAAGGAGGAAAAUGGCGAGUUCGUGUAAACGACGAAUCUGUAGCAACGAGAAGCGCGGCUUUCGUCAGGAUUUGGAUUCGUGGCGGUUUAAACUCAUUGAUUGUGUGGGUGCUGAGAAGAUCUUGGAGUUGUUACUCGGGACAAGAAUUUUAGAGGAUCUAAGUCAGUUUAAAGAUUAUAAGCCUGCAAGUGUGUCAAAUUGGUCAUUUGAUGAAAAUUGUCUUUUCUGCUGCUUAAGACGAGAGAAAGUGAAGGAACAUGUAAUUGCACUCAAUAACAAAAUUGUGGAAAGUGGAGGCAAACCUUUACUUGGCAAGGAUCAUUGUAAUAUCAACAGACUUGAGUGGCAAGUAGAAGAAUUCCUCAAUGCAGUCUUGCACAGGAAAGAAUACGCACCAAGGAUCCCGGAUCCUCACAUCCCUGUGGUGGCUUGUGAUGUCAUGCAACAAAUGAUCAAUCGCUUAGUGGUGCAUUAUACCUCAAAUAACUCUCAGGACUCACCUCAGCACAAUGGCAUGGACCAAAGCCUGCUGAAAACUCACUCUAGCACAUCACCCAUCACUGUUGCUACACCUACGGCUGCUGCCUCUACACAGAAUCCUGUCCUCAGUAAGCUCCUCAUGGAUGACCAAGAUGCACCUCUGGACCUUUCAGUCAAGAAGGUCAGACCAGAAAUCAGUGAACAAGAUGGUGUUCUGGAUCUUUCAAUCAAGAAGAGUCGUAAUCCAGACAGCAUGCUUAACAGAAGCCCUCAUGUGAAUUUGACCACACCAGUUGUUACAAGGCAAGCUUCGGAUUCAGGUUUUGCAAAAGCAAGAGAUCUGCAGUCAUUAUCCACAUUAGAACAGUUUAUGGCAAAGCUAUGUUUGCAUCACCAGCGGCAGAUUGUUGACGCAUUUGGAUUCUUGCAAACUGAAGUGAAGGCUGUGACUUCCUCCAGUGAAGUGCAAGUGUCCUCUCCAACAGUCCCAGAAAAACCAAUAAGCUCAGACUGUGCAACGAUUGAAGGAAGGGUAGAGAUUCAAGGGACUGAAGAAACAUGUGCUUUGCCUGGGGGCCAAGAAUCACCUGUUUCCAAAAGUAAUGAAGUUUCACCUGCAGAACAGCCCCUGAAACCCGAUGGGCCAUUGAUUGCAUCAAUCAAGAAUGGAUCAUCCAUAGAUCUUGUUCAGAGAGAUAUUGGAGAUAAUGAUGAUGAUGAUGAAUGUAGGAGUACAAACAUUCAGCCUAAGUGUCCAACUUUAGUGAUUGUGAAAGACAACCAUGGAAACCUUGAAGCCAAAAAGUUGUCUGAGGUGGGCUCAAUCAUUCAACAACCUAAUACUGGCACUUUAGAGCAGGGCCCAUGUGCUUCUGACACACAGUCACACACAAAUAGUCUUGAUCAUGGUAUUGGUGCGCUGUCUUCAUGUUCUACGAGUCAUGUACGCGCUGACCCUAAAUGCCUUCCAAUACGUAGCAAUGAUACUCUUGUUAAACUCUGCUCAAUUCAAAGGACCACAAAUGUCAUUUCACCUAAUUCCUCAAGAACAGCUAAGAAAAGUAGCAGAGGCUCUCACUCUCGACCUAGGCCUGGCUCAGCAGGUAACAUUGUAAAUGAUCCUGACAUUAAAUAUGACAUUGUCUAUGUAAGGAAACCAAUUACUGAAUGUAAGCUUCAAUCACAGAACCAUAUGCUUCGAAGGAAAAAUGCUAGAAAAAGCACAAGAGGACAUCUGUGUUUUGGGGAUUGCUGGGAGAUAAAAACUGUGCGAACAUUGGCUCAGAAUGGUAGUGGGAAUUAUCCUGUUCGUAUGCCGGAGACCACACCACUCACCCCAAAGCCGGCCUGUGGUAAACCUGACGGUUUACCUGCUAUAGCAGUACCUUUUACUGGGGAUUGUAUGGAAACUGUGAUGAACAAAAACCUAUCUGAUCAGUCAGUGGUGACAGAAAUGCCUGGAGAUGUUGUUGAAAUAACAAGUGAGGAUUUGAUUGUAGAACCUAGUCAAACAGGUCAAACUCAGCAGAAAGAACAAUUUCCCUCUCUACUUGCAGAUGAGGAAUGUGAUCCAUUUGUGCAGCAGGACUCUAAUGUGGAUAUGCAUGACAUUUCAGACAGUAGUGGAAGAACUUCCAAUUCUACAAUGGCAAAUGAAACAACUCAAAAAAUAGAAUUUACAGCAAAGGAAACUAUAGAUGCUCCUACCUCGAGUGUGAUAUUGGGUGGGUUAGAAACAAAGGUCCAGGGUCAAAAUGUAGCCACAGAGGCAUUGCUAAACAUGGUCUCCUCAAGCAUAGAAAGUGAUGCAUCUGAGGCAGAAGGUUUGAGAGUAGGAAGUGAAUCGAAAAAUCAAAAUCCUUCUAAGUGCGAUUUCCUAACAAAGUCCCCAGAACAGACUGAAUGUCUAAGAAAACAGGCAAUGACAUGUACAGAUAACAGCACAUCGUUACAAACGACUUGUGGAACUGAAGCAAACGUCAAAGCAGUGGAUUCUAUGAAUCCAAAUAAAGAUAAAGUGGAGUCGAGGAUGUCUGAUUUAGUGGUGGAGGAAAUUACUACAAAAGAACAACUUGAAGAACGUAGGGAAGGUGUGUCCGAAGGUUCCGUUACAAAGAAUGGUGUUGGAAAACACGCCCUCACUUCAGACAGGUUUUUGCGAAGUGGAGUCUCCAAAGGCAUAUCUGAACAAACAACUGUCUCUGACGUGUCAGACCAGACAAAACUGGCUGACUUGCAGUCAGAUAUUCAUGAAAAAAAUACUACAGAGUCUAAACAGUCAUUGAUGACUUCUAAAUCGAAGCAUACUGAGGAAAAUGUGGCAUGUCAGGGUGGUCAGUAUAAUAUAGAUGUCGCAGAUUUUAGUCCUGAGAAAGUGCAGCAGUCCCCAGUGGUCAUGCAGGUUGACGGUAUAGGUAACAAAGUGUGCACAAGCCAGAAGCAAAAGAUAAUAAGGCUGAAGAAAAUGGAGCCUGAUAAAGAGCAGAAGGUCCAAGAGCUCCCAAACCCAAAGGAUCAGCUUAAAGGUUGUGUGGUGAAAGGUGCUCCUGAAAAUGAGGUGAAUACUCCUCCUGAGAGUGGUGAAUCUCCUGGAAAGAACAGCCCUGGGAAAUCCAUAAGGGUUUUUGAAAGAAUGCCACUUAGAAGCAGGAGCAGUCAAAGUGAGCAUUCUGCUAGUAGUGACUCCUGUUCACCUACCAAAAAUACUCCACACACCCCUGAACGAAUGCCUUUAAGAAACAGGAAUAGCAUUAGUGUUGAUCAGCCUGUGGAUGGAGGUUCUUGCAGUUCCCCCACUGCAGGCCCUGUAGAGAAGCUUGAACGAAUGCCUUUGAGAAACAGGAAUAGCGGUUUUGUUGAGCAGACUGUGGGCAAAGAUUCCUGCAGUUCCCCAAAUGCAAGCAGUUUAGACAGUGUGACACGCAUGCCUCUGAGAAGCAGAAACAGUAGUGCAGCCAGUCGCCAUGUCACUGAAGGUUCCUCUGAUGUGAUCAAGGAUGCAUCAGGCACCAUCACUGAACAACCCAGUGGUGAGGACAGUGGUGUUACCAGUAAGAAAUUAGUGAGCACUGGACACAUGCCUCUAAGAAGUGGAAGUGGUCUGAUGGCAGAACAGUCAUCCAGCAUGUCACCGAGAAGGAGCAAUACUUGUAUUGCUGAAAAGCAGAAUUGUUUACCAACAUCUCCCAAGAGUAAAAUGCUUUCUCCGAGACUUCAAAAGAUGUCCAGAACAUCUGUACUCCCCUUAGUCCAUAAAGGAGAACACAACAAUAACAGUGCUAACGUCAAGACUGAUAAACUAUUUAAUGACCAAAUGAAAGUCUCUUCUAUCCCAGAUUCAUUUACUUCACUUAACCUACCAACCACCAGUCCUUUAAUCCCCAGUCCAUGCAAGUUUUUGGAGGCUUUAAAUGGGGAAGCAAACCAACAUCUGAUUUCAGAUUUAAAUAGCAAAUUUGAUAAGAUGCAAAAAGGGUGGGUUCAAAUGGACAAAGAGGGACAGCCUGCACCAAAACCAAAAAACAAGGCAGACAGACUAAAGGAAAUCUGGAAAAGCAAACGAAGAAUUAGGAAACCAAGGUCAUUAGAGCAGCAGAAAUUCUCUCCUGUGCAAAUGUUAUUUAUGAAAUCCUUUGACCUUCCCAAUAUCUGUCGCUGGUUCUUGCAGUCAACAGAAACAAAAUCUCUUGUUAUUGUAAAGAAGGUGAACACAAGGCUUCCAUCUGAAACACAGCUGGGUUUUCAAACCUCACCUUCUGUGCCAGAGUCCUCUGAUGGAGUAUUCCCAAGUCUGCAGGCUGAACGCUUAAAAAAGCACCUGAAGAAGUUUGCCAUUGCGUCCCCUGUGAAGAGCAACCCCAAGAACAAAAGGCUAAUUGCUAAAGCCUUAGCCCAGGGUAUCUCUAAAGGCAAAGAAAAACGAGAACCUAGGACUGCCACACGGAUCUCUUCAAAGCCACAGAGCUCUACUUGUUUGAUACAGACACAGUCCCUUGAGAACCACAGCAAGGUUGCUGCAAGCACAAAAAAUCAAGCAAGUGUAAAAAACCCAGCAAGUGCUAGAAUUCUGAGGAAAUAUUCCAAUAUGCGUGAGAAAAAAAAUGUCCAACAAAACUCUUUGAAGAAUUUAAAGAGGUCACUAGUAGAGGUAGACAAUAGCCAUUCCAUGACAAAGAAGGUCUCUAAAGGAAAACUGUCCACAAGGAGAGGACAAAAAUCAGCCAUUGUCAAGAAAGUGAAGCGGUUAGCUAGAAAGGCAAAAACCCCUGCUGCAAAAGGGAAAAUGCCAAAAGGUGGUUGUAGAGGGUUAAGAGAUUUAAAUGAAAAGGGUGGAAUCUCUCCGAAGAGGGUGCUUCCCAGAGUAUUAAAAUCUAACCGUGUAACUGCUCCUAAAACCGUGAGUAAAAAAGAAAUGCUGGUGAAAACUGAGAAGUCUCCACAAACAAAAACUGACUGUAAGAAAUCACCUCUUCGUAAAGGUCCUGAAAGUCUAAUGUCUCAGUCUCAAGUUACGAACAUGAAGCCUCUGUUAUCAGAAGACCAGGUUCUCACAAGGUCUCAAAGAAAGAUGGAAGCCACUCUUGCACAAACGGGAUCUCCAAAAACCUCCACGAAAAGAGGCAUGGAAACCUCGGUCACAUCAGCGAAGCGGACGAGGACAUCGAAGUGAUCAUGAAGGAUAGAAUUAGAUAAAGACUGCCGUUGCAGAUAGGUGAUGGUGUUUCCACAAGUGAGAAUUGUUUCUUUUCUGGGAAGACAGCUUGCACAGCUUCAUUAUUAAGAAGCAUAAAAAUCGUUUGACUUCCUCCCUCUCGUCUUUUGUGCAGACCCACGUGAACAGCUGUGUGCAGAAAUUCACAACCAAAUGUACAAUGUUUAUAGUACACAUUUCUAUAUUAGCAUUAGUGUUGUCACUAGCCUUUAUUUGAGUAUUUAGUGUUGUGCACUCGACUUGCAAGGUACAAUAUGUCCAAAAUGGUCCUUCUGUCGAUUAUAACAAAAUGUUGUGUGUGCUGGUUGAUUAGAAAUUACUCCUUAAUAAUUGACCAACUCCAAACAUUUUACCCUAUCACCAAUUAGAGCUGGUUUUGUGACCUUGAUAAUGUGCCUUAUUAAGUAACAGACUGUUCUUUAAACCAUGGAAUCCUCUAUACUGCACGUGUCAUUUUGCUUAAAGAUAUCCGUAUGCCCAAGAUACAUCUCUGAGCUCUGUUUCCUACAGCCACCACACUCAUUGCUUCUUCCAAGCAUUUAAGCACGUCUUGAUGUAUACCUUAUUUAGGUUUUCUAUAUUUCAAGGUAAUUCAAGGAGCAUUAAACAUUUUCUGAAUACUUCAUCAUUCUGUAAUUUUCUGUUUUGUCCCUGUGAUGUUUAUUGUUCCUGUCAUAAUUCUCAGUUCAACCUGUUACUUGUUGCCUUAAUUGUGUUUGCUCCUUUAUAUCUCAUUACUUGCUGAUGGUCAGCUAAAGUGAAACUUUAAAAUUUUGAUUUCAUUUCAUUAUAGCUUAAUAUAACUAACUAUAACUUAUGAAUAAACAGGUCAGUGGCUUGUCAUAAUGGAAAUACUUUAUUUUGUUUGUUCAGUUAACAGGCUUUGCUGUCUACCGAAAAUGCUUUAGCUAAUAUUUGGAAUCUUAAUGCAGGUUUUUUUUUUUUUUUUUUUUUUAACUUUUGCUCUGCCGUUCUGGAGUGGGCAGAAGAGUCUAGAGCAGAUUACAAAUCAUGUAUCUAUUCAUGAAUUCUGUGUGCAGUAGAUGGUUGCGAUUACUGGAUUCCCAAACACAUAAUUGAAUUGAGAGAAGAACAGAAAGAUGCCUAUGUGCAAAAGUAUUCACUUUUGUGUUUCUCUGAAUUUGAAGACUAUGCAUGGAAGGUGAUGUGCCUCAGAGUAUCAUCUGCAGAUAUUUCUUGAAAGGUUGACUCUUUCUUUCAAUACAGAUACUUUGACCAAAAUGAAAAUGUGACUAAUAAUAAUUGAAGGCUAAUAAUGUCCAUUAGUUUCAGUUUUGGACAGACAUUUUACUUUGAGUGCUGGAGUCUUACUUAUUUCUGAGUUGGACUGAAUGUCAUCUGAAUGAACAUGUGAACCUUUUAAUUGUCUACAAUUUUAAAGCUAUUUAAAAAAAAUAAUCAACGUGCCGCCGUUAUCAAAAUUAUUUACUCUAAUUAUAGGAUUAAACAUAAUUUUGUAUUUUGGGGAGAUAUUUGGUGGCGGUCAUUUAUCAGCUCAGUCUUGUCAUGUUUUACCUUAGCACAAUUGUACUUUUUUCUUUUGACUUUGAGUAAUAUCUUGUAAAUGCAAAGGUAUACUGCUUUAGAGUUUUAAUUGAUAUUUAAUGUUACCAUGGGUAUCAUGGGUAUCGGUCAAAGUUUGAUUUACCCACCAAAUACCAGACUUGAACAUUUUACUUUACUAUUGAUAUUUAUAGUUUUUGGUUUUGUAUAUUUGAGAAGAGCACAGGUGUAUUUGUGUAAUGUUUUUAAGUUCCUGCUAAAACUGGUAUAAAUUGUUUGAAUUCAA
Molecule: messenger RNA, 7105 nt
Organism: Pangasianodon hypophthalmus (striped catfish)
Lineage: Eukaryota; Metazoa; Chordata; Actinopteri; Siluriformes; Pangasiidae
Exons: 7
Coding region: 1-5253 (1750 amino acids)
Source: RefSeq, a predicted model, not a curated record